Molecule: messenger RNA, 3973 nt
Organism: Egretta garzetta (little egret)
Lineage: Eukaryota; Metazoa; Chordata; Aves; Pelecaniformes; Ardeidae
Gene: SART3
Product: spliceosome associated factor 3, U4/U6 recycling protein
Exons: 19
Coding region: 120-2690 (856 amino acids)
Biological process (GO): RNA processing
Molecular function (GO): RNA binding; protein binding
Source: RefSeq, a predicted model, not a curated record
UAAUAUUUUUUUCUUUAAAGCUUUCCAUCAAUGCUUUUGACUAUAACUGUCACUUGGAUCUGAUAAAGCUGCUGCGCCAGGAGGGAGAGUUGGUAAAGCUCAGAAGAGCUCGUCAGAAGAUGAGUGAACUCUUUCCACUUACCGAAGAAAUUUGGCUGGACUGGCUGAAGGAUGAGAUAAAAAUGGCUUCUGAAAGCUCUGAGCGAGAAAAAGUUUAUGAGCUGUUUGAGAGGGCUGUGAAAGACUACAUCUGUCCUGAAAUUUGGUUGGAAUAUGCCCAGUAUUCAAUUGGUGGCAUUGGUCAGGAAGGAGGAAUUGAGAAAGUUCGCUCAAUAUUUGAGAGAGCACUAACUGCUGUUGGACUGCAUGUGACAAAAGGAACAGCUUUGUGGGAAGCGUACCGCGAGUUUGAGAACGCCAUACUGGAAACGGCACAGCCAGCUCCUGGCAGCGUUCCAUCGCCUGAGCAGCAGCAGAUGCUCUGCAGCCAGCUUGAGAAGAUCCACACGCUGUUCAGGCGCCAGCUGGGGAUCCCACUUUUAGAUAUGGAGGCUUCAUACGCUGAAUAUGAGGAAUGGUCAGAAGAUCCGAUACCAGAAACAAUAGUAAAGAAUUAUAAAAAAGCUCUACAGCAACUGGAGAAGUGUAAACCAUAUGAAGAGGCAUUGCUGGGUGCUGAAACACCAAAGCUAGCAGAAUAUCAAGCUUACAUUGAUUUUGAAAUGAAAGCAGGUGAUCCAGCUCGCAUUCAGUUGAUCUAUGAGAGGGCUUUGGCUGAGAACUGCCUUGUGCCAGAUCUUUGGGCACGCUACAAUCAGUAUUUGGACCGGCAGCUGAAAGUGAAAGAGUUGGUCUUGUCUGCUCACGACCGCGCUGUUAGGAACUGUCCCUGGACGGUUGGGCUGUGGAUUCGAUACCUUUUGGCGAUGGAGAGGCAUAGAGUUGACCACGGCGUUAUUUCUGAAAUGUUUGAAAAAGCUCUGAAUGCAGGUUUUAUUCAGGCAACGGACUACGUAGAAAUCUGGCAGGCGUAUCUUGAUUACCUGAGAAGGAGGGUGGAUUUUACACAAGACUCGAGUAAAGAACUAGAAGAGCUGCGGUCUGCCUUUGCACGUGCUGUGGAGUACUUGAAACAAGAAGUAGAAGAGCGAUUCAGUGAAAGCGGGGAUCCAUCCUGCACCAUCAUGCAGAACUGGGCAAGAGUUGAGGCCCGCUUAUGCAACAACAUGCAGAAAGCCAGAGAACUCUGGGACAACAUCAUGACUAAAGGGAACGCCAAAUACGCGAACAUGUGGCUGGAGUAUUAUAACCUGGAGAGAGCUCACGGUGAUACCCAGCACUGCAGGAAGGCUUUGCAUCGAGCUGUGCAAUGCACGAGUGACUACCCAGAGCACGUCUGCGAGGUGCUGCUCACGCUGGAGAGAAUAGAAGGAACAUUGGAAGACUGGGAUGCAGCUGUUCAAAAAACAGAGAACAGAUUGGCUCGAGUUAAUGAGCAAAGAGCAAAGGCUGCUGAGAAAGAAGCUGCUCUGGCAAAGCAAGAGGAGGAGAAAGCUGAACAACGAAAGCAGGCUCGGGCAGAAAAGAAAGCUUCCAAAAAGGCUAAAAAAACCAGGAUUGGAGACAAGCGCAAAGCAGACGAUGAUGAUGAGGGUGAAUGGGGACAAGAAGAAGAAGCAGAGCAGCCCAGCAAGAGACACAAGGGAGAUGGCGAUGGUGUACUUCUUGAAGAAGACAUGGAGGUAGAAACUGGGCUGUUUGGAAGAAGUGGACCUGAAAAGCCAGAUCGCCCAGCAAACCAAAAGGAAAAGGCAUCUACCAGUCGAAAAGACGUCCCCAAAGUUUUACAUGACAGCAGUAAAGAUAGCGUCACAGUCUUUGUCAGCAACCUUUCCUACAACAUGGCAGAGCCCGAAGUGAAACUGAAAGAGCUCUUUGAGAGCUGUGGGGAAGUAGCAGAAAUCCGUCCAGUAUUCAGCAACAAGGGGACUUUCCGGGGCUACUGCUAUGUAGAAUUCAAGGAAGAAAAAUCUGCUCUCCAAGCUCUUGGCUUGGAUCGUAAAGUUGUGGAGGGAAGGCCAAUGUUUGUUUCUCCAUGUGUUGACAAGAACAAGAAUCCAGACUUUAAGGUGUUCAGGUAUAGUACUACAUUGGAGAAACAUAAAUUGUUUAUAUCUGGUUUGCCAUUUUCCUGCACUAAGGAAGAGCUGGAAGAUGUGUGUAAAGCACAUGGGAACGUGAAAGACAUUCGGCUCGUCACCAACCGAGCUGGAAAACCCAAGGGCCUGGCCUAUGUGGAAUAUGAAAACGAAGCUCAGGCCUCGCAGGCUGUGCUGAAAAUGGAUGGCCUGACGGUUAAGGAACACGUCAUCAAGGUGGCGAUCAGUAACCCACCUCUCCGAAAGCUGCCGGACAAGCCUGAGGCAGGCAGAGCCUCGCAAUUUGCAGUACCACGACAGGUUUAUGGAGCGCGAGGGAAGGGAAGAACGCAGCUUUCCAUGAUGCCUCGUGCGUUACAGCGCCAGAGUAAUAAUCCUGUGGCUAAGGCUGAGAACGGGAUGGUCCAGAACUCACCAGCACCUUCAUCCGAACCCCCGGAGGAGCCUAAAAAGAUGUCCAAUGCUGAUUUUGCCAAGAUGCUACUGAAAAAGAGUCAGUACAUAAGCAUGGAGUGGUGCUGUAGUAUAUAGAUACCUGCCCCUCUUUUCCUAUCUGCUUGCGUAAAACACGUCCUAACUACCUUGCAGGUAAGGGAGAGUUAGAAGGGAAGAAAAUUUAACACUGGCCUGGGACAGACUAACAGCUUAUGCUGUUUUGCAAAGGGUUUGAGCUUAGCAGCGCUCUAGACUGCGCUGAAUCAAAGCUUUCCAAGCUUAGAGGUGUUGGGGUCAGUUGUGCUGUUGCACAGCUGGCAGGCAGGGGUGUAGGCAGCUAUUCCUUUUACCUCAAAAGCAAAGAUAAGGGAAUGCUGCUUUUAAUUGCACAGCAGCUUCUGGGUUCCAUGCCAACUGCCACUGCAGCACAGAGGCCUCGCAUGAUUCUCAAUGCAUUUACCACAGCAAUAACAUGACCUGGUAAUAAUUGUGAAAAGUUCACUUGUGCAGAUUGAAGAAACUUCAGUUUUGGGGCAGAUGUGCUAUACACAUUCUUACCAAAUUGGCACAACUGAUAAAGGCUGCCCCAUGGUUAUGUACAAUAAUUUUUCUACCCGCAGCUCUGCGAGCCCUUUUCAAACCCUGAACUGAAACGCACGAGGAUGCUCGUGGUUUCCCAGGGAUCCUACUUGUUGAGGCAGGGCCUCAGCACUGAGUAUUCUUCCUCUCUGAAGUGUAGCAAAAGCACCUCGCAGUUGGGUGAAAUAAAUCAGAGAGCAUUCCUUCUCUUGUUCCAGUCACAUCGUCUGUAAUCUUAAACCAAAUACUUCCCCCUUGUUGUACAAAAGUCACCCUGGGAAGGGCGACCGAAAGCAAACAUGCAAAGUGCUACUGAAAACAGCAAUGGGAGGGGAGAGAUGCCUCUGCUGAGCUGGAGUUUAGAUCCCUCCUGAUCAGUACUGUCAGACUUGUAUGACUGACAGGGCAGAGUCUGAUUAACACAGCAGGGAGAGCACUGUUGCUACAGGGGUUGUGUUCUGGGGUUGGUUUGGGGGUUUUUUGAGCCAUGGGGAAGAGGUAGCACAAAAGCAACAACAACUCAGUUAAGACUUUGUCUUGCCUAGCAGCUCUGUGACAGGGUAAGACAAUGCAGCUGCCUGACAGGUGAAGGGCUGUGAUUGAAGCAGCUUCUCAACGCUUAAAAUUAAGGAGAAAUUAAAUUCUUGAGCCCCUCUGACACCUCUCCCCACCUCCUUCCAGUAGCACAAGCAAGUUAUAGUGCACAGUCAACAGCAGCAGUUCACACUUCAGCUUGGCAUAAUGUAUAUAAAUAAGUUAUAUUAAUUUAAUCAAAUGUAAGACACUUUAAAUAAAUGAAA